GUGAAAAUGGAUGAAUCUGUGCUGCUGGACCUGCUGGAGUGCCCAGUGUGUUUGGAACGGUUAGACGCCUCUGCCAAAGUCCUGCCGUGCCAGCACACAUUCUGCCGUCGAUGCCUGCUCGGCAUUGUGGGAUCUCGUGGGGAGCUGCGCUGCCCGGAGUGUCGCACGCUGGUGGAGAGCGGCGUCGAUGAGUUGCCUAGCAACAUUCUCCUGGUCAGGCUGCUGGAUGGCAUCAAGCAGAGGCCACGGAGAGUGGGCCCUGGCCAGGCAGGGUGUGCCAAUGGCACGGCCGUGGCCAGCAUAAGGGGACAAGGGUCUGGCCAGAGGGAGCAAGGUCCUCCUGGAGCACAGACCCAGAGAGUCCAGGCUAAGAGUACACCUGUUAGGGGGGUGCCUCAGCUCCCGUGUGCUAAGGCCCUAUACAACUAUGACGGCAAGGAACCCGGUGACCUCAAAUUCAGCAAAGGUGACAUUAUCAUCCUUCGUCGGCAGGUGGAUGAGAACUGGUACCACGGAGAGAUGGGUGGAGUCCAUGGCUUCUUCCCAACGAACUUUGUCCAGGUCAUCAAACCACUGCCGCAACCUCCCCCCCAGUGCAAGGCACUCUAUGACUUUGAAGUCAAAGACAAAGAGGCAGAUAAAGACUGCCUGCCAUUCUCCAAGGAUGAUAUUCUGACUGUGAUUCGCAGAGUGGAUGAGAACUGGGCAGAGGGAAUGCUGGGAGAUAAGAUCGGGAUUUUUCCCAUUUCGUAUGUUGAGUUUAACUCUGCAGCUCGUCAGUUAAUUGAAUUGGAUAAACCCUCAGAUGGAGGCGGAGACUCAGGAGAGGGCCCCUCCUCCUCUGCCUCCCAAGCCAAUGGCGUUCAGAAGGCAGGCGGAGAGAAGAAGAACAGCAAAAAGCGUCACUCCUUCACCUCACUCACCAUGUCACACAAACCCUCACUUGCUCCGCCCCCUCAGAGACACUCCAUGGAGAUCAGUGGGCCGGUUCUGAUCAGCUCCAGCAACCCAACUGCUGCCGCUCGCAUCGGAGAGCUCACCGGAGGACUGUCCUCUAGUGCACCUUCGCAGGUCCAUAUUUGCACAACAGGGCUUAUUGUCACUCCUCCACCAAGCAGUCCUGUCACCACAGCGACAGUGUUCACGUUUCCCCCGGAAACCAGCUAUGCUUCAAUCCCAGUGGAUGCUCUUCCUCCGCCUCCACCCCCGCCCCCACAGUCCUCUGCUUUGGGAGCGACCUCCUCAUUGACUGCUGGACAGAGACCCUCCCCCACGGCCGCCGAUCAGAGCGGACGGCAAAGGCCCACUGUGUACGUGGCAAUGUUCCCUUAUAGCCCGCGGAAAGAGGACGAGUUGGAACUGAGGAAGGGGGAGAUGUUUUUGGUGCUGGAGCGUUGUCAGGACGGAUGGUUUAAAGGCACAUCCAUGCAUACAGGAAAGAUCGGAGUGUUCCCUGGUAACUACAUGAGCCCCGUCAGCAGGACUGUUGCCAAUAACAGCCAGCCCAAAGUUCCCCUGACUCUGUGCUCUCAGGCUGGUCGCGGCGUCACCAUUGUCAGUCCCUCCUCUGCACCACUGGCCGCACUGGGAAGCGUGGAGCUCGCCAAGCCGCUCCCGACAUGUGCGGGCACUGCUCCACCCAGCCCCCUGCCAGCUGCCGUGGUGACAUCGGGCCACAUGCCACCCGGACAACACCCCAAAGUCCUGAUGCAUGUGACCUCACAGAUGACUGUUAACCAGGCACGCAAUGCUGUCAGGACAGCUGUCUGUCAUAGUCAGGACCGGCCCACUGCGGCGGUCACGCCCAUCCAAUCCCAGACCCCCGGGCCGCUUCUGCCUCACGUAGCUGUCUGUCCCCCACCCAUGACAGCUGCCGGCUCCACCCCUGCCUCCGCCCGACCAGGAAUGGCCAUGGGGUGUGCCGCCGCCUCCCUGACCCCUCCUAAUGUGAGCGCCGCGACCUUAGAGGGCGACGCUCUCCGCCCUGCUGCCCUGGUAGCACUGCCCGUCGCCCCUCUCACUGCCAAACCGCCGGGCGCCGCAGUGCCGAAUCACGGCGUUGUCUGUAGACUGGAUAAGGACUGCAAGAGGGAAAAGAAGGGUCUCUUGAAACUGCUGUCCAACAAAAAGAAGCUCCGCCCCUCACCCCCAUCGUCCCCCACGCUGGAAGCAGAGCAGGCCGUCGGCAUCGAAGCGCCCCAAGGUGCAGUGGGCCCCGACGUAGUCUCACCCACCCCUGCUGCCGUUGCCGUUGGAAACUACAGCCGAGUGGGGUCUGGUCCCACGGAGGCUGAACCCUCGGCAGCUUCUUCCACCUCCUCGUCCUCAUCCAACACUGAAUCGGCACAUCGCAAGAGCAGCUCCCAGGAGAACCCUGUUCCCAUUGCCCCUCCACCCCGCCAACCAUGCUCCUCCCUCCUGUCCAUGCAACACGACGGCCGGCCAAUCAUCUGCGAGAGGUACAGAGUGGUUGUCUCUUACCCACCGCAGAGUGAAGCCGAGCUGGAGCUGAAGGAGGGAGACAUCGUUUUCGUGCAUAAAAAACGUGAGGAUGGCUGGUUCAAAGGAACACUGCAGAGGAACGGCCGGACCGGACUCUUCCCUGGCAGCUUCGUCGACAGCAUCUGA
Messenger RNA from Chanos chanos (milkfish), 2628 nucleotides. RefSeq names its product SH3 domain containing ring finger 1 (gene sh3rf1). NCBI's taxonomy places the organism in Eukaryota, Metazoa, Chordata, Actinopteri, Gonorynchiformes, Chanidae. The transcript is spliced from 11 exons. The record is from RefSeq and is a predicted model, not a curated record. Bases 7 to 2628 code for a protein of 873 amino acids. Gene Ontology annotation, molecular function: protein binding.